AGAAGGGCAACACUUUUAGGUGAGCUCAGUACACAGCAUUAACACUUCAAACAUUAAGUCACCCAGAAAGUAGCUUUAUUAUCAACAUGAAGUCAGUGAAGUAAACACAGUAAUAGUUGACUUCCCUGUGUAGAAAUAAAAAAAAGCAGUUAUUCAACACAAACGUGCGGAUCAAAACUAUAAUGAUAUACUAAUUAGAUUAAACCCCCAUUGACCUUUAUUGGCUAUGAUUAUGCGCACUGACACUUUUUUUUGUUAUUCGUGACCACGUGACUGGCCUUCGGGUUUUUGGGGGCCGCCGUGCACGCGCUCCAUCUUCCCCUCGAGAGCUGUUGGGGCUGGAGAGCGCGCCUCGGGACUCAACAGCUGCACAGUGAAGACUCGCCAAGUAGAACAAAUAUGACUCAAACAAUUGAAUAAGGUGAGCUGUCCACCAGCGAACACGCCUCGUGCGAAAUGAAGAAGCAGCAGCUCGCACAAGCGGCACAGCUCAGUCAAUUCAGCUCGCUCGUAGUGUCAGUAUCAUUAUUAAUCCGGAAACUCUGCCUUGGUUCCUAAUAAUCUGGACAAGGUCUGCGACUUCAGUUGGAAAAUGCCGACUCACUCGUUGCUGCCAUUUGUGGAUAGCCCAGAUGGCCUUGCCCAAGACAUUCUUAUUAGCAACAAUGCAAACAUCCCAGGGCCUGACUCCAGCAUGACGCCACAUGCCACUUACUCAGAAAAGACUGUGUUGGAGUCUGAAGGAAGUGUAUCGCUAUCCUGUAUGUUCUGUGAUCAGAUUUUCACUCAUCAGGACGAGCUCGGUCCCCACGUGUUAACGCAGCACCCGACCACUUUCUUUGAACCCGCUGUACUUCGCGUUGAAGCAGAAUUCCGGAUCCCAGGAGAGAGACCCCGACCCAAACCCAACAGCCUCCCUGUUGAGAAAGAGGAGGUUCACAGUUGUAUCGUUUGCGGUUUGAUAUCGCAAGAUGCCAGUGAGUUGGAGACCCACAUGAGGAAGCAUAAAGACUACUUUACAUACUGUUGCAGUGUUUGUGGACGGCGAUUCAGAGAGCCCUGGUUUCUCAAGAACCACAUGAAGAUGCACGUGAAACCGGGACCAAAGAGCAAAGCUCAGCAAGACCUGGAGACCCCCGUAACAAUCAAUGACAUCGUCCAAGAACCUGCUCCAGAGGCUGUAGUCACACUUUACAAAAUGUGCAUGGUUUGUGGGUUUUUCUUCCCUGAUCAUGACAGUUUGGUCGAACACAGUAAAGUGCAUAAUCGCGAGGUGGAGCCUGGCAAAGAUAAAGAAAAGGAGAUGAUGGAUGGUGCUGCUGCUGAAUCCCUUGCCAAACAGGAAGCAUUUCUUCACAGUCUAAACCUAAUACCACACUCUGCAGGAAAUGCUUUGCAAAAUGUGAGGUCGUCAAAAUGGAUUCCCCAGCUAGAUCCCUAUAACACAUAUCAGGCCUGGCAACUUGCGACAAAGGGCAAGAUAGCUGUUGGUCCCAAUAAUACUAAAGAUACUGGUCAGGAAGUCAGCACAGACAAUGAAGACUGCAGUUCUGAUAAAGAGGAGUUGAAUGCUAUUUGGUCGGAGGGCCAUGGAGACAAAUCUAUGAAAGAGGCUCUUGGGAGAGAACUCCGGUCUCAGGCUGCUGGAGAAAGCCCGGCCCCACAGCGAAGGUCUCUAAUGCAAAAAGAUAAGGACAAAGAGAGGCCAACCACUUGUGAGGAAUGCCAGAGAACCUUCAGGACCUAUCACCAGUUAGUUCUCCACUCCAGGGUCCACAAGCGAGAGAGAGGUGGUGAAGAAAGUCCAACUUCUUCUGUUGAUGGGAAGCUGUCGAGGAUCAGUUCACUGGAACAUGCAGAGGAAGGCUCAGAGGAGGGCUUUGAGGAAACCUUGGGUUUAGGUGAAGAUGGUUUUGAUCGUAAAGUCAGAUCAAAAGAAUGCAGCUACUGUGGUAAAUCAUUCAGAUCAAGCUACUACCUCACCGUUCAUUUGAGGACUCACACAGGUGAGAAACCAUUUAAGUGUGCUUAUUGUGACUACGCUGCAGCCCAGAAAACCUCAUUAAAAUAUCACCUGGAUCGGCGUCACAAGGACAAACCUUACGUUGGGAUCCCAAGCAGACCUGUGCCUUCAGUGCCCUCUCCUCCUGACUCAAAACACGGCAAUGACGAUGAAAACUCUGCACCAAACAGAUCCAAACUCUGGGUUGCCGGAACCAGGUCUUCCACCAGUGCAACACCAAAAGGUGGUUUUGACAGUGUAGGUAGCCAGCUGGGGAAGACCACUUACUCCCAGACUGAUGAUGUGCUCAUGUGCCCUGUGCCCGUUAACCUGAAGAAGGAAAGAGAGGAGAUGAAGGAGGAAAGCUCAGAGGCUCCAUUAAAUCUGUCUUUGAAAGUGUCCCUCUCCAUCUCUGCCAAUACAGAACCCAGGAAUGAAUUAAUUCCAAUUCCCUGUUCAUUUUGUGCAUAUGAAACCAUGUACCCAGAGGUUCUGAUAAUGCACAAAAAGCUUAGUCAUAAAGACAAGUCAGACAACACCAAAAAGAACGGAUUCGGGGGCAACGUUAAACAGAAACGCUACACGGGCUGCCCGCCUGCGCUCGACGGGAAAGAUGUCACCCCACUUCUGAUGACAGACAGGCAGCACCCUCGUCGAACCAAGUCCCCACCCCCGCAACCCGCUAAACCACAAGACAAGGCCCCAGUUAAUCCACCUCCCGGUCCUAAGCCGUCCCCCGUCCUCGCACCUCAGCACGACGUUCAGGAGAUGAUACGUUACAGACACAACACCGACUCUCAUCCUAGUCAGGAAUUCUCCAGGUACACGGAGCUAAUGAGGAAAAAUAACACAGGCAGCAAGUAUGCCAUGGACAGAACUUCCCUUCCAGAGAGAGUGGGUAUCGGUGAGAGGAGCUACCCAGCAAGAAGUGGUGCCAUUUGGCACCCGGACGCUGCCAGGCUGUGCCUGUCGAGCCGAUUUGGAAGCCUCCCACAGAUGGAUUUUGGUGACCCUUCCAGCAAGAGAAUAAAGUACUCUGUUCCUACAAUCAGGGAAGCUGAGACUGGUGAGAAGUCUGGUUUUAGAGGAGCAGCAGGAGACGGACCUAACAGGUUGCUAAUCCCAGGGCUAAGCGUGAAAACCACAUCACAAGGAUCAGGUUCAUCCACAGCUUCUGAGGCUCUGGGUGCCGUAAAGAGCACAUCUAUGGGAGGAGGUUUGGACAGUGAGUGGAACAUGAUGAACCUCCUGCGCUCGUACAACCCCAGUGACCUGGCGUCUCUUUAUCACGGCACACCAGGAAACCCCAGUCACGGCGGACUGGCCAACCCAAGAGCAGAUGUUUUCUCAGGGGGCAGGUCUGUGAUGUACCAACACUUACCCAGUCUACCCAACCUGCAGAGGAGAGACCCCUCAGGCUCAUUCUCUAGUCAGCGCUAUGGGACCACUGACAAAAGUACCUAAAGUAAAAAAAGGACCAAGGUAAAAGAAAUAUUCUGAAACGCAUACAACAGGGUUUCUUCUUUGAUUCACAAACCUGGACCAGGCUUUUUGGAAAUAUAUUUACUUUACACUUGAUAUAAAGGAAUUAAAUUGUAUUUGAAAAUUGAAAAGCCUUUUCCCCUCUUUCUGGAUUUAAACUGUGCUGCUACCUUAUUUUGGAGAACUUCUUGAAAAACGAGUUCCUUGUAAAGGCUGAAGAGGAGUACCCAAGAUGUGUCUGUGCUCCCCUAAUUUCAUUUUUUUUCCUCAGUAGAGAAACAUUUGCAUAGACAUUUCAGGGCUCAAGAUUUCAUUGUACAUUUCUCUUCUUUUUUUUUUGUUUUCAAAUGGAAAUAGCAAAUGAUCUCUCUUCUAAAAAUGAUCCACUGGUGUUCACUGUGAUAUUUCUUUCUCCAUGAAUCUGUGGCUGUUUUUUGACCCACACUAAUAUUCAAUUAUCUAUGACAUAACAGUAAAAUGCGUGUGUCCGAUAACGUGAAUAUAUCAGCACAUAUACAUUGCGUAAAGCUAAAACCUAAGAAACAAAUGAGUGUGAAAAAUUGCUGCUCUGUUCAUUUAUUGCUGAUGUCCAGGCAGUAAUUACACACUACUUAUUUUUAUUUUCCUUUUCCAAAGCACUGGAGGGUGGGGAGUUUCUGUCUCGAGAACCUGACAGCUUCAGUUCAGUAGUUUACAAACAGGCCACUGUAACAAUUCCCAUUGUGUGUGUUGAAGCGUUCUACCUCAUGUUGUGCUCCAGACACUUCUCUUUGUAAAGCUGCUGAAGCUAUCAUGUCAGCUGAGCCUGCAUAAAUAUUUGUCUAUCGACCAGAGAGAUAUGUUUUGAGUUGUUGUCGUAUAAGAUGAUUGAGUGUGUCAAACAGAGCAUAACACACAAACUCAGAACAACUACUGAUUAACUGUAACACAAUUUGUGGAUAUGUUCGAUAAACAUUGCAUUUACAAGUUUUAAACACAACAGAUUUAGUUAUUAUUUGUCCAGUCGGCUGCUUUAGUGGUGCCCCAGAUCCAUCCGCUGUGCAUCGCACCACGUUACAAGCAGCUGUGUUAAUGUGUGAGAAAGCCACGCUGUGUUAUUUACUGCACAUUUAGGCACCGUUCAGGAGGUUCUUCUACUUCACAGCCUUGAAAGUGACGUUUAAUGUCCUGUGGUAGACGUCGGUGUUGACUGGUCACGACUUUGGAAUAAACAAAAAAAAAGAAAAAGGAAAAAAAAAGAAAACGGUUCAGUUAACUGUACACUGUGAAUAAUAAAAAAAAAAGCCUCAGGUAAUCUCAUAUUUUCAUGCCAUGUAUUCUGUGUGUAAGUUUUGCCACUUUGAAAGGCCUGAGUUAAGUUAUCAUUUUUUUUGGUAUUCACAUUACAUGUGUACUUAUGUAAAAAGUAAAAUAUUGUUUUCAGAGUUGUAUGACACAUUUCAGUAAUAAAGUGAGAGGUGAAGAGA
Molecule: messenger RNA, 4950 nt
Organism: Mugil cephalus (flathead mullet)
Lineage: Eukaryota; Metazoa; Chordata; Actinopteri; Mugiliformes; Mugilidae
Gene: znf217
Product: zinc finger protein 217
Exons: 5
Coding region: 593-3466 (957 amino acids)
Biological process (GO): regulation of DNA-templated transcription
Cellular component (GO): nucleus
Molecular function (GO): RNA polymerase II cis-regulatory region sequence-specific DNA binding; DNA-binding transcription factor activity, RNA polymerase II-specific
Source: RefSeq, a predicted model, not a curated record